AUGUAUGUUGACGACGUACUCGCCGGGGGACAUAGCGUCGAAGCUGCGAUAAGAGCUCGAGAAGAGAUAUCACAGGUGCUAAAUUCAGCCGGGUUUCCAUUACGAAAAUGGACUUCAAACUCUAGCAAAAUACUUCAAGGAAUACCAAAAGGUCAUUUACUUAGUGAAGAUUUCUUAGAGUUUGAAGAUACCAGUGCAGUAAAGGCUUUGGGCAUCAGAUGGAACGACCAUUCCGAUUACUUCUACUUUAUAGCGAAACCAAUUGAAAAUAGCAACAUUAUUACAAAGAGGGCAAUACUUUCAGCCAUCGCCAAACUGUUCGAUCCACUGGGUUGGCUUGCACCGCUUAUAAUCGUCGCCAAGAUCAUUAUGCAGAAUAUUUGGUUAGAAGGAACAGGUUGCGACGAAACCGUAUCUCCAAAUACCUGGGAUUACGCGGAAUUAAACAACAUCCGCAUACCAAGAUGGGUAUAUUUCACGCAAACCGAUAAUGUGGAAAUACAUGGUUUUAGCGAUGCUUCGGAAAAGCCAUACGCGGCGACAGUUUAUCUAAGGGUUCAGACUGAGGAUAAAGGUUUCGUCAACCUACUUAUGGCAAAAACAAGGGUAGCGCCAGUCAAAACAAUAUCUUUGCCCCGAUUGGAGUUGUGUGGUGCAGUAUUACUGGCCGAAACAAUUGAAACUGUCGUUGAAAACCUUAGCCUUGCUCAUUUGAAG
Messenger RNA from Rhagoletis zephyria (snowberry fruit fly), 717 nucleotides. RefSeq lists its product as uncharacterized. Lineage: Eukaryota; Metazoa; Arthropoda; Insecta; Diptera; Tephritidae. The record is from RefSeq and is a predicted model, not a curated record.